ACCAACACAACAUCUGUAUCAUCUAACUGCGUGAUCCAGAAUGGAAGCAGUCGUUUUUGAUUCCCUAGAAAAGGCGAAUGAAUAUAUUCGAGAAGAAGAAAUACGACACAAUGCUAAAUACAUAGUUAAAUACUCAAAAACAAUGGAUCCAAACAAGCACAUAGAUCUAAAAACUGUCCAGAUUCACUUUGAAGAUCUGACCACUGAUUUCAAAGAACAGUACACUGGUGUUCCUUUCAUUAAUCUUGGAAUGCAGUGGAAAGUGUGCGAAUAUGGAUAUGCAUUAAUGAAAAAGGAAAAACUGAAAAAUGACGAGCAAAGAAUCCGCAAGAGAAGUGUUGAAAGCAAAAAAAGAGGCUGCAAAGCCAUGGUAAAGAUAAAGAUGCGUGUAUUUCUACCACGCUUUAAGGUUGAAAAUGGCUCAUAUAAAAGGUCAUUUCGGGACAAGGCGGUCAAACUGCUGCGGGAGGCCGAGAUGCAGCCUGAAGACAAGCUUCUCAAGGUGUCCUUGAUCUUCAGUGGGGAACAUUGUGACCACUCGCAAUCCCUCAGCAAGGACAUGGCAGACACAACGUUUGUGUCGGAAAUUACGGACAGAGAUGUGAAAUCCGAUGGUACUGGAGUAUCAGAACCAAUGGAUGAGGAACAGAAACAGAUGGUGUUAUUGAGGUGGAGAGAAAGGAGGGAACUUCAGUUAAAGAAACUGUUUGACUACAUUGAUAAAGAUCCUAAGGAGUUGAAAGCUGGGGAGGAGGAUGUGAAUAGAUUGCUGGUAACACAUGGUCUUGGGGAACAUUGCAACCUGUUCAGUGAACAUAACAUUCUCUACACAUAUCAGCUGGUCAAUCUUACUGAAACACAAAUUUCAUCAUGGGGUAUUGGCCAAGAAGUUGUAAACAUGAUAAUGAAAUUAAUUGGCGAGAUUGCGAAGAGAAAAGUUGUAAUCAAAGAUGAAACAUCUGACGAUCUCACAUCCGGUGAUGAUGAAGAAGAUGAAAUUGCUGAAAUCAAUGAUGUAUUAGAGGACAAUGAUAUGAAUGGCCUAAAACUUGAUACAGCAGAAAACAUUAAAGAGCCAUCACCUAAACGUGCCAAGGUCGUUUCAACAAUUACUCAAGACACUGUUAAGUCGAAGACUAAAAGUACUGGUGUUGAACCACUUCCGCAGACUUUGGUGAAUACAGACCAGUUUCCGUCGCAUUGCAAUCCAGCUCUUGGAAUUACACAGUCUACGAUUUACACUGAGAAUGUGGUGAUCAAUCAUUCAAAAACGAUCCCUGGUUUUCAGGAGGUGACUAAGCAUACGUAUAAGCAUGUGUGUAGGAUUGAUGUGACCUUGGACAGCAUGGAAACGUACAUCCAGCCUGUCCCGACCUUUAGACCAAAACCGCCAAAAAAGAAACAGCCGUUAAAGCAGGAGAUAAACGGCAAUGUGUGCAAUGUGUGAAAUAGUUAAAUCAGUGAUAGAAAUUGUGUGAAAGCUUAGUAAAUUUUCAAUUGUGUUUGCUCAGAAUUUUAUUUUAUGUUUGUUUGAAACAGUUUACAUAAAAAUCAAUUGUGUAGGUGCUAAUUGUUUUUGUUAAGUGCAUUUAAAAAAUAUCUGUUUCCAUCCUUGUAGUUAUCGGUACUAGACACAUGUAUGAAGCUGAAAUUGUUUACAUUUUGGUAUGAAUGAUGAUACUUUAUGACAGUGCUGUUAUUACCAAAUUGCAUUUAUAAAAUUUAAUUGAUAUCACAAGAUUAGAGCAGUUCUAAUAAAUAAAUAAUGAUAAUACAUGUAGUUUUUUCUCAUUUUAAUGAUUUCUAUUUGGGUUAUCUUUAGAGAGCCCCUUUAAGCAUUUAUCAUUGUGUUGCCUCGAUUCUCAUAGGAUAUUUAGUUCCUAUGAAAUGAGACUUUGUAAUUUUGAAAAGUGAAUUGUGUAUUUAAAUUAUUUUAUUUUUUUAAUUUUUACUUUAAUUUACUGAUGAAGUUUUGGCUGAAGCAUCAAAGGCACUUCUGUUCAGAUGGUAUCAAAAUCUUUAUCAUUUUGUUUCCUUGUUUACCAUUGGAUAUUUAGUUCCUAUGAAAUUGGACUUUGUAAGUAAAUUGUGUAUUUAAAUUAGUUUUUUAGUUUUUACUUAAAUUCACAUAUGAAGAAUUUUGGCUAAAGCUUCAAAACCACUUCUGUUCAGAGGGUAUUAAAUGUUUUAUGUUCUAUGUUUUGCCAGCCACUCUUUAACAUUAGUUUGCAAGAUAUACAGGUAAAAGACCAGAUAUUUGUAACUAUAAUUUGUGUCAGCAAUAAAAUAAUGGAAUGCUU
Molecule: messenger RNA, 2300 nt
Organism: Dreissena polymorpha
Lineage: Eukaryota; Metazoa; Mollusca; Bivalvia; Myida; Dreissenidae
Exons: 7
Coding region: 41-1447 (468 amino acids)
Molecular function (GO): DNA-binding transcription factor activity
Source: RefSeq, a predicted model, not a curated record